Molecule: messenger RNA, 1890 nt
Organism: Stereum hirsutum FP-91666 SS1
Lineage: Eukaryota; Fungi; Basidiomycota; Agaricomycetes; Russulales; Stereaceae
Exons: 4
Coding region: 238-1890 (550 amino acids)
Source: RefSeq, a predicted model, not a curated record
CUCGAGUCCCACCACGAACGUUUUCAGAAUCGGACCCGAAUUUCUAACCCAUCGUCGCCGACAACUUCUGUGCUGGGUCACACAGUGCCUCUAGCUCUCUAGCAUCUUUGCUUCACUCAAGAAAUCUCAUAGACCUCUGUGCUCGUUCAACAUCGGCCGACAUCUGCUUCUGUAUCGAUAUCUCUUGGAUCUUGUAGCUCUAUUUCUUGCAUUCUUGCUCUUGCUCUGGUGGCAGCCAUGCCUAGAGGUGGUAACAAUCGCGGAGGACGUGGGGGAAGAGGAGGAGGAAGAGGAUUCUCCAGAGGCCGUGGUGGCGGACGGGGAAGGGCGAGAGGAAGAGGAAGAGGCAGUGGGCUUGGCUUCAUGUCCAUUGACGACGACGAUUUUGAUUUUGCGCUCGAUGUGCGAGGGAACGAUUCUCCCCGCUCUCGCGGUCGCGGCCGUGGCUCAAAUACACCAAGAGGCCGGGGUGCCCCAUCUUCCCCCUCGACUCCCUCACAUCAGAAUAACCAGAACUCGAAUCAAAACCAAAAUUUUCCCUCUCGCGGCCGUGGUCGUGGUCGUGGCGACUUUAUUCCCAAUGACCCCCGAGGCGGUCGCGGUGGUCGUGGCGGUAAAUCCACACGCAAGACAUUCGGACCCCUCUCUGAGCAGCUGUACCAGGAAAGACCGUUCUUGCGGCCUAUCACGUUCAUCAAGAGUCAGUUGACGCCGAGAUUGUUCAUGGAUGAGGAAGAGAUAUUCGAGCCUGUUGUUGAGGCGGCUGGAGAAGAAGAAACAUCCCACGUCCCCACCGCAGACCGCGUUUUCCAAGUCUUCCAUACUGGUGAGAAUGAGCUCGAAGAGAUUGAUUUUGAGGAUAUGGGCAAGUUUCAGGAGAAGGUCGAGGCUUUGGCGGCUACUUCGCUCACCACAGCCGCAACCACUACCACGACGACGGCUGUUACCACCUCCGCCCCUCUCCUUAACAACGUCACCACCAUCUCCGACAACGUACCACAGCUGACCACCAACUCCGCCCUUGUCUCCGCCGAGGCUGCCGAUUCACCUACUGUGCGCCCGGUCUCUCUAGCGGAGGAAGCUGAUAUCGUGGAAGUAUCAUUGGAAAGGUUGAGCUUCAGGGAAGAAGUCACAGCGAUACACGCGGAAGAUUAUCGUGAGAUGAAUUUGGCAGAGAAUGCAAUGGUUGAGGGACCAGGAACCGCUGAGAUUAUAGAUGUUCGCGAGCCCGAGGAUAACGAGGAGGGGAAGGUUAAUACGGGUGAGAGGGUUGAGCAGGAAGAGAGUCAGGAAAGGAUGGACACUCAAAUCCAUGUAGAACGACCGGAAGCAGAAAAGGAAGAAGAACAGUUCACAGGCUUUUUCAUCGAUACCACACCUGCCCCGAACGGUAAUACUCAGCAGCGUAUACUUGUGGAUCGGGUGGAGGGCGACGUCCGACCGUUGGGACAGGGCUCAGAGCGGGAGCAGGAUCAGGACGAUGAGGUUAUUGUAUAUGUGGCGCCGCACCCGAAGGUUUCGGAGGUGGCGAUGGCGGAGGAGGAGGAGAGGGAAGGGAGGGAGAGGGAGAGGGUCGAGGCGACACUGCUUCCACCGUUCAAUCCCCUGACGAUGUCGUUCCCUACUCUUGCGUCCUCGCUCGCCUCGUCGUCCACUAUUUCCCCUCCAUCCAUCCCUACUCCCUCCACAGCCAGUAUCGAAACACCAACCACAAACACGACUCCCCACCCACUCUCCGCACCCCCCGCUCCCUCCUCAAAUCGCACAACCCCCGCUCCGGAAAAAUCAAACGGCGAGCCCAAGAGCGGAAAGCGAUGUUUGGGACAUUCGGGGGUAUCAGGAGAGGAGGGUUCGGGAGUUAUGGAGCGGCGAUGGAUGAGAGGAGGGUGA